This is a messenger RNA of Motacilla alba alba, 1378 nucleotides long. RefSeq names its product nodal homolog. The record is from RefSeq and is a predicted model, not a curated record. Gene Ontology annotation, cellular component: extracellular region. The transcript has 3 exons. The coding region runs from base 85 to 1323 and encodes 412 amino acids. Gene Ontology annotation, biological process: SMAD protein signal transduction; BMP signaling pathway. Gene Ontology annotation, molecular function: type I activin receptor binding; cytokine activity; growth factor activity. Lineage: Eukaryota; Metazoa; Chordata; Aves; Passeriformes; Motacillidae.
GUCGGGGAGGGGGGUGCCGAGGCCUCCCGGGGCGGCGCUCGGGCCGCUGUACAAAUAGGGCGGCUGCGGGUGGCCCGGGCAGACAUGCGGGUCCCGCUCCGCUCCGUGCCCGCGCUGGCGCUCUGCGCCUUAGCCCCGCUCCUCCUGGGCUGCGCUCCGACCCGGGCGCUCACUUGGGCACCGACCGGAGCGUCCACCGGGGCACUCACCUGGGCACCGACCGCAGCGUCCACCCGGGCACUCACCUGGGCACCGACCGCUGCGUCCACCGGGGCACUCACCUGGGCACCGACCCGCGCCCCGGCCCGCGCCCCGCCGCGCUGUCCCCCGCUGAUGCUGCAGCUGCUCCGCGCCCCUCCCGCCCCGCUCCGCGCCGCCGCCGCCGCCGCUCUCAGCCUCUCCCCACACGGCUCCCUGCAGAACGGCUCCCGCUGGGCGCUCUCCUUCGACAUGUCCUCGCUGUCCAGCAGCCAGGAGGUGAGUCUGGCUCAGCUCCGCGUCCGCCUGCCCGGCCUCUCCCGCGCCCACAACGUCUCCCUGGACAUCUUCCACAGCCAGCGGCGCAGGUGCCGGCCAGACGGGGGCUGCGCCCACCAGCUCUUCCUGGGCACCGUGGCUGGCAGCCCCUCUGCCACCCAGGCCUCCUGGAAAGUCUUUGAGGUCACCAACCUGCUGCGGGCCUGGCUGCACCAAGCCGUGCCCGCUGGGCAGCGGAGCCCCGCGGGAAGGGGGCAGUGGGAGGGGAGCGGCUGGGCCGCCCCGGCAGAGCCCGGCCGCGGGGAGCCAGCCCUGCCCCAGGACGUGGCGGACAGCGUCCUGCUGCUCGUCUUCUCCAAGGACAAGUCCCCAGGGGAGCACAGCCUCAUCAGGACGGCGGAGACCUCCAAGUACAUCAUGCGCGACAGCGGCUCGCAGGGCGCGGGGCCGCGCCGGCAGCGCAGGAACCGGGCGGAGAGGCAGCGCAUCAAAGCGAGCGGCGGCGCCGCGGCCGCCCCGCGGGAGCAGCGCGGGCCGCUGUGCAGGAGGGUGGACAUGGUGGUGGAUUUCGAGCGGACGGGCUGGGGCAGCUGGAUCGUGUACCCCAAGAAGUACAACGCCUACCGCUGCGAGGGGCUGUGCCCCUCGCCCGUGGACGAGACCUUCAAGCCCACCAACCACGCCUACAUCCAGAGUUUGCUGCAGCUCUACAAGCCCAACCAGGUGCCGUGUCCCGCCUGCUCCCCGGUGAAGAUGAGCCCCCUCUCCAUGCUCUACUACGAGAGGGGCGAGAUGGUCGUCCGCCACCACGAGGACAUGAUCGUCGAGGAGUGUGGCUGCAACUGAGGCGCCCCGUACCCGCCAGGAAGGCGCACGUCUGUGCCCAGAAGUGCCUCGAGGA